UUCCUGACGAGAACACUUGACAAAGAAAACUCGAGGAGUACGUGAUUAUUGUUAUAAACGGAGUCCUGGAAACAGUAAGUACUUUCGUUACAAGUACAUUUAACAUUUACUGUCGAUGCAAACUGCGUUUAGGAUAUUUCAAAACAGUUACAACAAGCAGAACACCACAGCACACCGUUUUGGACGAGAGAAAUUUGCCGGCUUCGUGAAACAUUCUAUACUUUAACCGAUUUAAUUUCUCAUCCACUGAUCAUUAUCGAUGGUAUUUCUCUUUUUACGGACUUGAUGCAAAAAUGCUCAAACAAAGGUUGAAGCGCGACAAACAACAUCGCACAACGGUUGUCUACUUGCCGUUUCGAACAAUGCUGUCUGUUACGGACCGCGCCCGAAAAUUUACGAAUAUACUCCCUAUCAAAACUGGUGGUGUAUUUUACAAUAUAUUAUAUCACGUUCAAAAUAUUCCCCAGCAAACUGCAGGAGAGAUACCAUUUGUUCCACGAGUUCCCAUUUUUGUUAUGCAACAGAUCGUUUUAUGUUUCCAAUCCAAUUUUAUGGCUAUUAGUGUAUUUUGUCGAGACCGCAAACCACAAAAUUCGUCGCGGCGUUAAGUUGCCCUCUGCUAUGUGGAAUUUGCCACCGUAACGAAUCUAAGAACGUCAUUCAAGAAUAAAAUCACUUCCCUUUAAUCUGCAACAAUCAAUCGUUGUAACUUAUGAAGCAAAGUCUCACCACGUGCUGUGGUGUUGCGUGACUUACGGAACCCCCGGAUCCUUCCUCUGUUCACGCCCCUACUUCAGCCCCUGCUUACUAAAUGCCUUGACCAGUAGUUUUAAAAGUAUAAAACCUUUCUUAUAUUAAAGUCUUGGUAAAAGAAAUUUGAAAACAGGUAAAAACAGGAGUGGUGAACCGCAAUGCGACUUGAUUUAAGUUGAACAACCUGACAUCGGACGAAAACAGUGAAUAGUCAUUCAGUGAUUCAGUCAACUUUAAUCCUCUGUAACAUCACGAUCUGAGCCAUCACAGUUGUCAGAGAGAAGUAGUAAAUUUGCUGUAUAAAAGCGUGAAAAAAACACCCGUUUUUUUAGAGACGUUAUAUAAUCUUCUUGCUGCUCCUAAGUAAGCAACAUUGAUUGGUUCGAUGUCAGGGGUGUGUGUGGCAUUGAGUUUUGUAUUUAAAAAAAAAGAACAAUAAAGGAUAGUGCUCUUUUUGUCUUAUUAUCAACAAAAGCUGUGUCAUAGGGAUGUGGGAAUUUUGGCAGAAAUGACACCCCAUAGUUAAGUGGCUCGGUAAUCUAAAAUCCAACCAUAAAUGGAAAGGUAUAUGCAACUUGCCAUUGUCAAAGAUUGGAAAACAACAGUUUAAUCCUAACUGAAAGCAGUUCUGACAUGACACACCAACGAGCAUCACGUUUUGUGUACAGCUCUGAAAUUUGCAUAGUGUAAAAACAGACUGGAGCCUGGUCAGGGGCACCCAAGGGCAAUUUUCGGGAAAAUAUCUGUUCGGAAGACGAUUUGAGAUCUAGAAUUUUCGGAGCAUUUGUUGUAAAUUUCUUGCUUGCCUGCCUCUCCUAGGAUUUUCGAACAUAUACAAAAUGGUAUAAUUACCCAUUUUUAACGUAUUUUGACCCUAAAAAAGGCCACCUAGAAUUUUCGGGAGCCUUUUCCUGGCUGAAAUUUUCGAGAAAGUAAGUUUUUAUCCCUAUAAUUUUCGGAUCACUAGACUUUCAGCUAGGAAAUCCGAACAGAUGAAAAAGUUUUAGGGGAUAAAAAUAUGCCUAUAUUUACCGUUUGAAUACUAAAAUACGUUCAACAAUGCUAUGUUAAGUGGUUUUGAACUAUAUCCUCGUUGGGUGCCCCUGCCUGGUCUCCCGACUCUCAAAUUUAGACUCUAGUCUGUUUGAGUUAAGGCUUAGUUGAUAACAAAUGAAGAUUUUGACUCCCGAAGGAUGUAAGUAUUUUGUUGUAACAUUGAUUAUUGUGGUUUUUGGCUAGUGAUAUGUUAGACGUAAAAAGAACCUGAUAACUUCAAAUUACAAUUACUAGGACCCCAUGGGUUCCUUCAAUGACAGAUAAAGAGAAUUCAUCUUACCCUGCGUAUGAAAAAAGAACAAAAAACCUAUCUAUAAUCGAGUGAUCGUAAUUUUGUUUUGUUUCACCUUUUUGUUUACCUAAGAAACAGGGACUGAAGUCCAGAGUCCAGCGUCCAGUCCAGAUUUUAAGCUACGCUACGAGAGGCCAAAGUUCUUACUUUCCACGUGUCUUUUACGUGUGUGUUUCCCUGAAUAUAAACAAGAAUCAAUAAGAGCUGAGCCAUUUUCGGGUCAGUGAUUCUUUGAUUGCUAUUCCAGACAGAACCUUGAGAGAACCUUGCAAAAGGUUAGUAACAUGUGUUGUUGUAACUUUUGAAAUUUAGCUCUUUCGAUGCAAAUUGCGUUAAGAUCUAGCGACCAAGUCACCGAUCCUCAUUAAAUGGCUUUAAUCGUGGUGUCGCUGAGAACAAAUCCAACCGCAGAAGAUUUAUGAAUUUCAAUUUUGAAAUAUCGUCUGUAUUUUACAGUAAAGGAGUUUAUAUUUUCUUACCAUUUUAAUAUUUUCUGGCAAACUGUGCAUGGACAAGAUACAUGUCAAGCUGCAUGUUCAAUUGUCCUUUUUCUCCUUAUUAUUCAUUUACAUUCUCAUCAGCAACAUGUAAAUAUUGUUGACCACCCUCCAUAAACUGAAUUGUUACAUCUGUCAAUCGAAUAAACCACAUGCAGCCCCUCUUUAGUCCAGUUAGUCCGUUGAGCGAAACGACGCUUUGUUUACUUUCUUAUCAGUAACAUGUAAAUAUUGUUAAACACCGUCCAUAAACUGAAUUAUUACAUCCGUUAAACGAAUAAAACACAUGCAGCCGCGCUUUAUAGUCCAGUUAGUCCGUCGAUCGAAACGCAGGUAAUCGCGGAAAAGCAUACCUCAGAAGUGUUGCUGAUGCCGCUUUGAUUUCAAUGUAAGAAUUAAGUUCGAGGCAAGCACGGCAGAAACCUGGCGGCUAAACUGGGCGAAAAAGUGCCCCGUUGAAGAAAAACAAGGCUGCCCGCAGUUCAUUAGAGGAACUUUCUUAUUAAAGAGUAGACGUAAUCCCCCGGGCAUAAGCAUCGUUUUCUUCCCUGCGGCAGUGCUGGGCGGGGACGAAAAGAGGAGGUGCCCCACCUCACGUCGCGUCCAAUCAACACGUCACUGCAGCAUUUUUUUUUAUUGCACGGUGAAGUAGUGCCAUUUUCAGCAUUUCAGUGAGCGAUUUUUCGCUGUUAGGUAAGUCAUCCCCUGGGUCUAUUAAUUAAAUGUUUGUUACAGCACUAGCCAUUAACAAGGACGUCAACGCAAACACCAGCUUGUGAUUCUCAUUUUAUUGUUGUUGUUUCUCUCGUUUUAACUGUCUCGUUGGUAAAAAAAAUUCUCAUUGAAUAGUGUGUUGUAAUGUCAGCUGUUUUGAAUAUUGUCCUUACUAAAUUUUCUUCAAAUCCUUAAUCAUUCAUCAGAAGAUUGAUUCAUGUCGCUAUAACACUUCUGGCUUGAUGAGCAAUGAAAGAAAAAUGGCCAUAAAAUCGAGAAAACAUAAAAUUAAAACCUCUACACGUUUUUUUAGUCCUUGACAAACGAGCUGAUCUGCUUGCCUUUUCCUAUAAAUUUCUCCAUAUGUGGUGUGAUGUUUGGAUUUCGAGUCGGUAACCCUGUGCUUGUGAAAAGCCCGGGGGUAGCCCGGGCGGGGUUGGCAAAUGCACGAACCUCGGGUCGCACAAAAUUUGCGAGUACCAGACCAAGGCGCCCAAAUGCCCCGCACUUGCCGGGGUUGUGCGCAGCAACUUGCAUUUCAUGUUAACCGUGUAUCCUGUAUUUACGGCAUUUACAAGAGCAAGUGUUUUUACUCAUUUUACAUUUUUAAUAGCAGUAUAGUGUUGAUAUUGUUGUAGACACUGGCCAGCCCGCAAGCGAACAGCGAAAAGCGUACUAGCGAGUGGCGAAACCGCGAGGGGUGGGAAAGAUGUCGCGUGACCUUUCGCGAUAUCCCCCAAGUGGAGAACUUGCUUGUAGGUUAUUAAAGUAAACACUAUUUAUUCCUACGUGACCUAAGGAAACCUAGGGUCGCGUCGGUCUCUUAAAGACUAAGUCAUGUACUACUAUUAUUGGUUGUCGCAUGUGCCACAAUACAUGUAAACAACGUUAUUUAUGUUUUGGCUUAGUUCUGAAAAUAGGGUCGCAAAACGCACUUACUCAUAAACUUAACAAAGUCACGACUUCGUGUCAAACAAAUAUGUUUCCAAAGUUCAAACGUGACAAACAGCAAAAGCGAACUUUGAAAAACUGUAAGGCUUACAAUUUUCAAAAAUUACGAUUGCAAUCCGUUUUAAUUUUCGUUGGCCUUUUCUGUAGUAUUUUACCUUGAGUUAAUGCUUUUAAUGCUUUUUGUUUCACUCAAUUUGGUGUCAGUUCCUAUUGAUACAGCUGUCAAGGAUUUAACUACGAGUAGCCCCACCUUAAAUUUCCAGGAACACCUUUCUCACUUCCCUCCGUAAUGAAACCCAAGAGAGCACAACGAACACAAGUUUCUCCGUUGAGAUUCUUAUUUCUCUGAGCUACAAUUAGAAUAGCUACAUUCUUGAACUCUGCUAAAAAUAUAUAUAGUGGGUUACAAAUGGCGCUGAUCGGCCUUCGCGUGCCCUCAUCCUUAAUUUUGGGGGCAUUGGAGGUUGCUGUUCCACUUUAAUCUGUCCUAGACUGUAGACCGCAAACAGUCGUCUUGUUUGUUGAUAGUUUGUUUGUUUGGUUUUUCUUCCUUUCAAAAUCGGUUUUUCAGCUCUUAGCGCGGAAACCUCACACCGGCUCCAAGCAGUCGAAAAACCGAUUUGAAAAAACAAACAAACACGUCAAACGCGCGCGUCUCUCUCCAGUCUCACUCUCCGUUUUUAGCCCCGCUCUGGCCGGAGGGGGGUGGGGGGGGGGGGGUUUAGCUUGAAUUUCAUCCGAUUACUUCGAGUCGUUUUUGAGAGGAGAAAACGACUCGAAGCAAUCAGAUGAAUUUCAGGCUAGCCGGGGGGUCAAUUUAAUAAUACUUUUACAACUGUAAGUGCGGCUAUUAUCUUUUAUUAAAUUGACCUCUGGACUAUCCUUUCACUGUUCGUGCGAUCUUGACCUACGCAAAAAUACGGACUGUUUUGCAGUCAAUAAGCUAGCCGAAUAUUGGGAUAAAUACUUCAUUUGUCGCUUUACGGUUUUCGGCAAUUAUGAACAUAUUACUAAUUGUGUCAUUUUGUUCUCUAGCAAAAUGGAAGAGUUCAGGUCACCUGAAGAGUUCAUGCAAUACGUGACGAAAAAGAAUCCUGGAGAAGACGAAUUUCACCAAGCAGUAGAGGAAGUUGUCAGGUCAGUGUGGGGAUUUAUUGAAGAGAAUCCUGUAUAUAAGCAACAAAGCAUCCUGAAAAGAUUGGUAGAGCCAGAGAGGGUAAUAAUCUUCAGAGUUCCUUGGAAAGAUGAUAAAGGCAACAUACAAGUCAACCGUGGAUUCCGAGUGCAGUUCAACUCUGCCCUCGGCCCUUACAAGGGUGGUCUUCGUUUCCAUCCCACAGUGAAUCUAGGAAUUUUGAAAUUCUUAGGUUUCGAGCAGAUCCUCAAGAACAGCCUCACAACUCUCCCCAUGGGUGGCGGCAAAGGUGGCUCUGAUUUUGAUCCCAAGGGAAAAACUGACAGCGAGGUGAUGAGUUUCUGUCAAUCAUUUAUGACGGAACUACAGAGGCACGUUGGUCCGAACACAGAUGUUCCUGCUGGGGACAUUGGAGUAGGGGGCCGGGAGAUUGGAUACCUUUUCGGACAGUACAAGCGGAUCCGAAACGAGUUUACUGGUGUGCUGACAGGAAAAGGAAUAGGCUGGGGCGGAAGCUUGCUUCGUCCAGAAGCUACUGGGUAUGGCCUCCUGUAUCUAGUUCAGGAGAUGCUCAACUCCAGUGGUGACAGCAUCAAGGGUAAACUUGUCGCCAUUUCCGGCUCUGGAAAUGUUGCCCAGUUCGCGUGCGAGAAAGCCACUCAACUCGGCGCCAAGGUAAUCACACUGUCAGAUUCAAAUGGAACCAUUCACGAUCCUGAUGGCAUCACGGCGGAGAAACUGGCAUACGUGCUUGAGCUGAAGAAUGUCAAACGAGGGCGCAUCCGUGAGUACGCUGAGAAAUACGGCGUGACUUACUUCGAAGGAAAGAACCCGUGGUCCAUAAAGUGCGACGUGGCUCUUCCUUGUGCCACACAGAACGAAGUUGGCAAGGAGGACGCUGAAGAGCUGGUGAAAAAUGGGUGCAUCUUGGUAGCAGAGGGUGCUAACAUGCCGACCAAGCCGGAAGCAGUGCGAGUGUUUCAGGAGAGCAAGGUUUUGUUCGCUCCUGGAAAAGCAUCCAACGCUGGGGGCGUGGCAGUAUCCGGUUUGGAGAUGAGCCAAAACAGCUUGCGAACGGCUUGGACAAGAGAGGAAGUGGAUGAAAAAUUGCAGCAGAUUAUGAAGGCGAUUGACCAUCAGUGUGUCAAGUACGGGAGGCUGCCAGACGGGUCUGUUGAUUACGUAAAAGGAGCCAAUAUCGGUGGUUUCGUCAAGGUUGCUCAAGCAAUGAUUGACCAGGGACUGGUUUAGAAUAAGUGAAAACAAACCCCUGUAAUUCGUCAAAGUAGCUCAAACAAUAAUUAAGAAAGGACUGGUUUAAAAAUGCUAUUAAAGUUUGGUUUUCAUAUCUGCAUUUGCAAAACCCUCU
Messenger RNA from Porites evermanni, 6767 nucleotides. The record is from the annotation of a GenBank genome assembly. NCBI's taxonomy places the organism in Eukaryota, Metazoa, Cnidaria, Anthozoa, Scleractinia, Poritidae.